Lemur catta (Ring-tailed lemur) is the source of this 459-nucleotide messenger RNA. It is a transcript of the gene RGS21, whose product is annotated as regulator of G protein signaling 21. The transcript is spliced from 4 exons. Lineage: Eukaryota; Metazoa; Chordata; Mammalia; Primates; Lemuridae. The record is from RefSeq and is a predicted model, not a curated record. Bases 1 to 459 code for a protein of 152 amino acids.
AUGCCAGUGAAAUGUUGUUUCUACAGGUCACCAACCACAGAGACAAUGGCAUGGUCUGAAAAUAUGGACACACUUUUAGCCAAUGAAGAGGGUCUAGAUGCUUUUCGAACAUUUCUAAAAUCUGAGUUUAGUGAAGAAAAUGUUGAGUUCUGGCUUGCCUGUGAAGACUUCAAGAAAACAGAAAAUGCAGAAAAAAUUGCUUCCAAAGCCAAGAUGAUUUACUCUGAAUUCAUUGAAGCUGAUGCACCUAAAGAGAUUAACAUUGACUUCAGUACCAGGGACCUCAUCUCAAAGAACAUUGCUGAACCAACUCUCAAAUGCUUUGAUGAGGCUCAGAAAUUAAUCUAUAGUCUUAUGGCCAAGGAUUCUUUUCCUCGAUUUCUAAAGUCAGAGAUUUACAAGCAAUUGGUAAAUAGCCAACAGGUUGGAAAUCAUAAAAAAUGGCUCCCUUUCUUGUGA